Molecule: messenger RNA, 480 nt
Organism: Gryllus bimaculatus (two-spotted cricket)
Lineage: Eukaryota; Metazoa; Arthropoda; Insecta; Orthoptera; Gryllidae
Source: the annotation of a GenBank genome assembly
GCGCUGCACCCACGCGCCAAGGAAGCCCUCCUGGUGUGGCGCGCACCGCCCAGCCCCGCCCCCCACUCCGCGCCCGACUGGCUCACCGCCGCCCACGGCUACGUCAUCGCCGCCCGACGCGCCGCGCGGGUCGAGGAAUUCCUCAUAGAUGACUUAAUAGAACCAGAUAUCAUCACAACGAAUGUUACUUGGACCACACACAAGCGCCUCGGCAGCAGUGGCCGCGUGGUUGUCUACGUGUUGGAAGAGAGGAGCAGAGGUAGGGGCCGGGCCGAGGUCAAAUACAAACUGAAGUAUGACUUGCGCAACGUCCUCUGGUUGAUCCAUCAGUCCUUCAACUGGCUGCUAGUGUGGCAAGGGAGAAGGCUGGAAGCAGGCAUUUGGAGGAAGCUGCAGAAACCCUUCUUCGCGAUGUCAACUUUUCCUCUUGAGUGCCUUGGUCUUGUGUGCUACGAUGAGAAAGCGGCACGGCAGGCGAGG